AUGGUGCUUGUACAGAUAUGUGGACAGCGCCUCUGUUUCAGUGAAAAAGUGGAUUUGCCCUGCGUCAGGCAUGUCAAACACCUCCUUGACGAGACUGCGGUAGACAGCCUCAAACUCGAGGUUCCAUUGUACCGGUAUAGUAAGGCCAAUCCUGACGAUGCGGAGGCCAUAUUCUCGGCACAGGGCGUAGGCGGCAUCUCGGAGGGCGGAGAGCAGUGCUAUCAGGCCUCUGCGGAGCUGGGCACGGAAUGCUGGGUCGUCUUUCCUGUUGGUAAGGCGGUGGACCGAGAGAUAUUGCUCCAGCAGCUUGUCCGAGGCAUUCGCGAGGGGGUAAAAGACAUAUUUCGCAGACACGCAUUGCCGACUGGGGAACUCGUCGUCGGUAAAAUAGACGUCCUCGAAGACAUCAUCAAAGACGUAAAGGGCCGAGGGAAAAUCACAGGGUGUGUGAGGGCCUGUGAGGACGUGGUACGUCCUGUUCUCGACCACGAUAUGCUUCGUGGUGCCCAAUAUCCGGAUGCAGGCGCGGCUGCGGUGGCUACCUAUGUCUAUGCUCAGACAGCUGUGGGUCAACUCUAUGUUAGUAACGGCGUAAGAUUCAGCGGGUGGGAGACAGACGAAUCGCAAUCUGCACAGGUGGCACUGGCACUGCCGCGCGAUGACGGCUUGACUCCUGUCAUCCCCCGCCAGCUCGGUGGUCCCGACCAGACAGCUCCGUGGCCAAGCACUUCAGCACAUGUGUCCUUUGCCGGGCCCGUCGAUCUAGAUACCUUCCACAUCAAGCAAGGAGUCUGGCUGAAGGCCGCUGGUCAAGACUUCGGUGUUCGUCAAACUCGGGUCUUACUGCAGUCAGAGAACGACCGCCCUCCUCGCGAGGGCAUACACAUAUGCCACGUCCUCGUUCUCUUCUUCGUCGACCAGCAACCCUGGAAGUCUCUUGGCCGGGUGGAUGCGAACCGCCGCGAAUGCCUUUCCCAAGGGAUCGUGGAUCGCGUGACAGUGGUCCGACUCCUGGGGGUCCUAAACCGCGACCUGAUCCAAGGCCCUCGGAAAGUCGAUCCCACUAUUCGAAUUCUGGUGAUUCUCGCCGACAAUUGGGAACUCAUUCGGCAAAAUCCCCCGUCAACCAACAAUACACCCACGCCGAAAUCAUCGGACCCUGUCGGCAACUUACCAACGACACCACGAUCGGCUGGCCCCGGAGCACUCACAAGCAGAAACCCGUUCUCUUCACUAGGCCGUGCUCAAAAUCCCACUUCCUCGCCUCAGAAUCCAUCUUCCGCGCCGGUUGCCCCAGAAACCGCGAAACGCGAAGCGACCGAACCACCAUCCAGCCCUGGAGCACGGCUAGACUCGAUCACGGCCGAUCCCGAUCAGAUGCCCACAGGUCCAUCUUCAGAUGGCGAUGACUCGAACGAUGGUUCGGACACAGAGGAACUAUUGAACGCUCAACUCGUCUCGGGCAGCAGUACCCCGACAAAGAAAAGGAAGGAACCAAGCUCUCCGGAACCGGCCAGAAGCAAGAGAUCCACAGCGGGAAGAAAGAAGGCGCGGCUGUAUGACUAG
Molecule: messenger RNA, 1566 nt
Organism: Chaetomium globosum CBS 148.51
Lineage: Eukaryota; Fungi; Ascomycota; Sordariomycetes; Sordariales; Chaetomiaceae
Exons: 4
Coding region: 1-1566 (521 amino acids)
Source: RefSeq, a predicted model, not a curated record